AUGUUUCUGUGGGGUGGUCUUGCGUGCAUCCCAACUUUUUUGUGGGAUUUCUCUGGCGUUCUUGUGAACUUACGGGUUUCUCCGGUGUUUUUGUGGAAUGGCUUUGCAUUCUUUUCUGGCGUUCUUAUAAGUGACAUUUUUUCUUCAUACGGGGCUUGUUUUGUCUUCGUUGGAUCUGGAAAUUGCGCGGACGUAGCUCUUGGUGACUUGUUUAGAUUUUGUCGGGCUAGAAUCAGGCUCUUGGUUCUUUGUGAUGUGGAAUCGGCACCAGGUUUUGGUGAAGUCGCCGUUGUUGAUGUUAUCGUCAGUAUGACGAUAUUCGUUGGUUUUUGGGGUUUGUCGAU
Molecule: messenger RNA, 344 nt
Organism: Racocetra persica
Lineage: Eukaryota; Fungi; Glomeromycota; Glomeromycetes; Diversisporales; Gigasporaceae
Source: the annotation of a GenBank genome assembly